Messenger RNA from Caenorhabditis bovis, 753 nucleotides. The record is from the annotation of a GenBank genome assembly. Lineage: Eukaryota; Metazoa; Nematoda; Chromadorea; Rhabditida; Rhabditidae.
AUGGCUCGUCGUUAUGAUAGUAGAACGACGAUUUUCUCACCAGAGGGUCGCCUCUACCAGGUCGAAUACGCUAUGGAGGCUAUUAGCCACGCGGGAACUUGCCUCGGAAUUUUAGCUUCCGAUGGAAUUGUCGUUGCCGCGGAAAAGCGCAAUGUGCAUAAGCUUCUCGAUGAUUCUGUGCUCACUGAGAAAAUUUAUCGUCUUUCCGACAAUAUCUCGUGUACCGUGGCUGGAAUUACUGCUGACGCCAACAUUCUGAUUAAUCAUCUUCGUUGGUGGGCGGCGAACUACAAAAAUGAUUUUGGGGAGGAGAUGCCAGUUGAGCAGCUCGUUCAGACGCUCUGCAAUGAAAAACAGAGAUAUACACAAAUUGGUGGAAAACGCCCGUUCGGAGUAUCGUUGUUGUACGUUGGAUGGGACAAACACUACGGUUUCCAGCUCUAUCAAUCGGAUCCAUCUGGAAACUACACGGGAUGGAAGGCAACUUGUAUUGGAAACAACCAUCAGGCUGCUGUUUCUCUAUUGAAACAGGAAUACAAGUCACCGGACUUGGAAGAAGCAAAAAAAUUGGCUAUUAAAGUUCUCUGGAAGACUCUUGACGUGAAAUUGGCGUCUGAAAAAGUCGAGAUGGCUGUUUUGAAGCGAGUCGAUGGAAAGACUGUGUUGGAGGAGCUCUCCACCAAAGAGGUCGAUCAACUCAUCGCCGAGCACGAGAAGAAGGAGAAAGAGGCCGAGACUACCGCGAAAAAAUAA